AUGGCCACCAAAAAGCCAAACAUCCUGUACAUCAUGGCUGACCAGAUGGCCGCCCCUCUGCUCUCACUUCAUGACAAGAACUCUCCCAUCAAGACCCCCAACCUCGACAAGUUGGCUGACGAGGGUGUGGUUUUUGACUCUGCCUACUGCAACUCCCCCCUUUGCGCUCCCUCACGCUUUGUCAUGGUGAGCGGCCAGCUGCCCUCGAAGAUUGGGGCUUACGACAAUGCGGCGGAUUUCCCAGCCGACAUCCCCACCUAUGCUCAUUACCUCCGUCGUGAGGGUUACCACACGGCCUUGGCCGGUAAAAUGCAUUUCUGCGGACCGGAUCAGCUGCACGGCUACGAGCAGCGCCUCACAAGUGACAUCUACCCCGGUGACUACGGUUGGUCGGUGAAUUGGGACGAACCCGAGAUCCGCCAGGACUACUAUCACAACAUGUCCUCGGUCAUGGAGGCCGGUCCUGUCGUCCGUACCAAUCAACUCGACUUUGACGAAGAGGUGAUCUACAAGUCUGAACAAUAUUUGUACGACCACGUACGAAACCGCACUGACCAGCCAUUCUGCUUGACCGUCUCAAUGACGCACCCUCACGACCCAUAUGCCAUGACCAAGGAGUACUGGGACAUGUACGAAGAUGUGGAAAUCCCACUUCCUAAGAACGGCGCCAUUCCUCAUGACCAGCUGGACCCUCACUCUCAGCGAAUUUUGAAGUGUAUUGAUCUGUUUGGCAAGGAAUUGCCCGAGGACCGCAUCAAGGCAGCCCGCCGUGCAUAUUACGCCGCCUGUACCUACGUUGAUACCAACAUUGGCAAGCUACUCAAGGUCCUCAAGAACACCGGUCUGGAUGAGGAUACCAUUAUCGUUUUCACCGGUGACCACGGGGACAUGCUUGGCGAACGCGGCCUGUGGUACAAGAUGGCCUGGUUUGAGAACUCCUCCCGAGUGCCCAUGCUUUUCCAUGCUCCCAAGAAGUUUGCUCCCAAGCGUGUCCCCGAGAAUGUCUCCACCAUGGAUCUGCUCCCCACAUUCGCCGGUCUCGUGGGAGCUCCCCUCGUCCCAGGUUUGCCCAUGGACGGUGUCUCCCUGGUGCCGUAUCUCACAGGCGAAGAUGGCCUCCGAACCGACACGGUUUAUGGAGAGUACAUGGGAGAGGGCACACAGGCACCGCUCGUUAUGAUUCGCCGAGGCCGCUGGAAGUUCGUUUACUCAGCGAUCGACCCACCGAUGCUCUUUGACGUGACCAACGAUCCGGAGGAGUUGAACAACUUGGCAGCUGGUCUUCCCAUCGCAUCUGCCCCUGUCCGCGAAGCUCGCGCGCCUUUGAAGUCCGCAAACCCGCUCUCCGUGGCAAUUGCCAGCUUGCCCACGCCCAGUGACUCGCCUCACGCUUCCCCAAUCCCGCAACGUGCUACCGACGGGUCAUACCCGUUCCCAUCGCCAACUCCCCCUCGCACUCCCAGCCCCGGUGAUGCGGCGCUACCCAACACCACCGACCGAGUCAAGCUUUUGGCCUACUUCCUCGAGGAAGUCAACAACAAAUGGGACUUGGAGUCGAUCCGCCAGGAUGUUCUACAGUCUCAGCGCCGCCGCCGUCUUGUCUACUCUGCUCUCAUCAAGGGCACUCCCACGUACUGGGACCAUGAGCACCGAGUGGACCCCUCCGACCCAAUACGUCCGGAACCAGGGCAAGGGUAUCCUGGACGAUGUUGA
Messenger RNA from Penicillium manginii, 1713 nucleotides. RefSeq names its product putative choline sulfatase. Bases 1 to 1713 code for a protein of 570 amino acids. The record is from RefSeq and is a predicted model, not a curated record. The transcript has a single exon. Gene Ontology annotation, molecular function: sulfuric ester hydrolase activity. Lineage: Eukaryota; Fungi; Ascomycota; Eurotiomycetes; Eurotiales; Aspergillaceae.